Molecule: messenger RNA, 936 nt
Organism: Paramecium tetraurelia
Lineage: Eukaryota; Ciliophora; Oligohymenophorea; Peniculida; Parameciidae
Exons: 4
Source: RefSeq, a predicted model, not a curated record
AUGAGUACCGAUUCUGAUGAAUCUGAAUUUUUGAUAUAAUACUUCUCAAAUCUAAUCCUUGCUCCAGAAAGUCAAAAACCUCAACCCAUUAACAAUGAAUACUCUUCCUAGAUUUUAUAUGUUUUUGUUCAUACAAAUUAAAGAUUCGAUUACAAAUCAUGGGGUUAAGAGUAUUUUGGGAAAGCAGUGAAAAUUAGUAUGUUUCGAAGAACUCAAAAAUAUACGAUAUUGAAAUUGUUGAGUGACUAAGUUCUGUUCUAAAAUUUUAGACAUCAAGAGAUGAAUUGCUGUAUCAAGCCAACGUUCCAUAUAAGUGCUACACUUUCGGUUCAAGUGCCAUUCGACUAUAUAAAUGAGUACACGGUUUAAGGGGAUAAAACUAUCUAUUUAUUAGGUAAAUAAUGUAAGUUGAAAGAAGAUGAUAAAAUAGAAUUUAAAUCAUAUAAGGUGGAUCUAUUGAUCAAUAACACAGAGUAGAUAAUGAAGGUUAUCUGCAGUAUUUUGAAUAGUAGAAGAUAAGGUAAAAUUUUGAUAGGAAUUUCGUAUGAUAAAGAUUUAAAUGGUUACGUCGUUAGCGGAUGUUUUUGUUAGGAGAAGAAAGCCUAUUAGGUGAUGAACUCAAUAAUGAAUAAAUGUAAGGAGUUUGGUUGUGAUUAAUGGGUGAACAUCAGAUUGCAUGAGUGUGGAGUGCUGCUUUAGGAUCAAUGCUAUGUUGUGAACAAUCUAAAAAUAUUUGAGAUCAUCAUUAAUGAGGGCACGAAUCAAUUGAUAACCAUUACGCCUGGCAAAUACUAUAUCAGAGAGAAUGGAUAAUCAGUGCCUAUAAAAAUGAAAUAACUAUUUAAUUAUUGGAAAGAUAAAAUGAUAACAGAGGAGGAGUUUGAGUAGUGUCUCAACUUUUAUGAUGAAUUGAUGAAGAAAAACAAGUUGAUCUGA